Molecule: messenger RNA, 3702 nt
Organism: Lutra lutra (Eurasian river otter)
Lineage: Eukaryota; Metazoa; Chordata; Mammalia; Carnivora; Mustelidae
Gene: CCDC169
Product: coiled-coil domain containing 169
Exons: 9
Coding region: 335-979 (214 amino acids)
Source: RefSeq, a predicted model, not a curated record
CCUGGAAAGAGGAAUGGGGCCCCAGCUUUUGGGCCUUGGGAGGCGCUUUAGAACACCGUCUUUCCAGGACAAUGAGACCUCUUUACGUUUUAGCUACACUCGGUGGCGGCGGAGCCUGUGUCCCAUUCCUGCACUAGGACCGUGAGCUAUCCUCCGCCCCCCCGGGCGAUGCCCUCUGACGUCACUGCGAGGCGCCGGGAAGCCGGCGACUGUGAGUACACCAUGACAACAGCUCCUGACAAUACCCGCCUCCCCAGCUUCUGGAUGUCCCUUCAGGUCUUGUGGUCUUAGCUGUAAAAGACGAAGGGCAUGGGGCCGUUUCUGAUCCCACAGUAUGGAGGAAGGGAGAGGCGAUAACUUCGACGGUGUGAGCACCGACCCCCUUAAAAUGGAGUUACUGGAAGAAAUCCGUUUGAAGGAUAUAGUGCAACUAUCAAUGCUUGAAAUAAGACACAAGGUAGCGGAACUGGAAGCCAAACUCAAUACUGAUGAUGAAGGUGGUGAAUGGAAAGUUCGUUAUGAGACACAACUUGAACUGAAUGAUCAACUAGAAAAGCAAAUUGUUUCUCUAGAAGAUAAAAUGGAAAAAAUCCAUAGAAAUUCUCCAGAUAGAUUGUCUUCUGUGUUUAUGAACAAACACCAGUGGCAAGAAUACUUAAAUACAUUACUUAAACAGCUAGAGAAAGAGAAAAGAAGCCUUGAAAAUCAAGUGAAAGAUUGUGCACUGAGACUGGAACAAGAAUCAACGGCUUACCGCAAGACCAAUGAUGAGCGCUGUAGGUACCUAGCUGAAAUGUCUCGGGUCUCUGACUCAUACCGAGUUUUUAAAAGGCAACAGAUGGAUCAACUGCCUAGAAUGAAAGAGAAUCUAGUGAAAAUGGGAAGAUAUAAACCAGUUAACCAAAAGACAAUGAAUGCCAAGAGAGGACCAGUAAAAAAGAUUACAAGAUCAAACCAUCUUCCAAAACUCAAUCUGUAAUUCUAAAACUGGGUGGAUUUCUAUUUCUUUCCUAUUUUCAUCUGUAAUAGUCAACUUGUGAAGUUAAUGUUUAACUCAUUUUUCAGGGAAUGAAAUAGAUAAGAAAGAGCUAUCAAACUUCUUUUUAGCUCCUUUUCCAGAAGUUUAUUCCUUUGUCUGUAUGAAAGUAAUUUUCUAAGUGAUCUUAAAAUAUCUAAUAGCAUUGCCUAUGAUUUUAAAAAUAUCCUAGAAAGCCUGAAGGUUGGCACUAUUAAACUUACUUUUAAUAAUAUAUCCAUAAUCUAUGCUGAUAGUAACAUUGUUGUAUUAUAUUUGGUUUCUAGUUGACUAGAAAUGUGAAUAAUGUGAAUUCAUGAAAACAUUUUGCUGUUAUAGGCCAUAUCAUGUUCAGGUCUUUUAAACUUACAGUUUAAACAAAACUACAAAUCAGAUGGACUUUAAACUUUGAUUUGAACUAUGAUGGUGUUAUGGAAAUAGCCUUCAAUCAGUAAUCAGCUUGGUUAUAAUUCCCAACCUGCCAUGAACUUAGGAGAUCUUGGACAGGUUCCACUUUCUCAUCUUUAUGUCCCACAUCUAUAAAAUGAUGGCGGCAAAUGAUACAACCUCUAAGGUCUGUACUUUGCUAGAAAACCAAUAUUUAUUCAACUACAAGGUCCUACUACUUAGCACAUAGUGAUUUAAAUCAUUUUAUGAUGUUUCUUAAUUCAUAGCGAUGGCAUAAUUCUUUAGACCAUACAUUGCAAGCCUUCACAAUACUUAAGCCUCAAUGUGGAGAUAGACUGAGGAGAGGAGAGGAGAGGUUUGUUUAAGGGAUUAAUACAGUUUAUUGUAUUUUUCUAUAUAUGUUUAGGUUGUUUUAUAACUUUUACCUAGGUUUGGAACAUACCUAUGAUUUAUUUGCCCAAGUUAAUAAGUAAAAUUAUUGGGACUUUAUAUUUCUAGAAAUAACUCACAGCUACCUUAGUUUCCCACUAAUGGUAUUCUCACCUUAUAUCUGGAACUAAAACUUCUAUUCAAUAUCAACAGUAAUGAAUACUAAAUGCAUUUCUAUAAUAACUUUUAUAGAUACUCACUUUCUUUAAGGAAGCGUUCACAAAUUUCAUGUAGACAAUUCUUUUAUGUGACUUUAUAAAGUAAUACAGAAAAUACAAAGUAACUUUCUAUAAAUUAUUCCAAACAGGAACUGUUUGGAAAUAUCUCCCCUGCUCUUUUUUUUUUUUUUGAGGGAGAGAGUUAGUGAGAGAGGGGUGAGGGAGAAGCAGAUCCCUUACUGAGCAGCGAACCUGAUGUGGGGCUUGAUUCUGGGCCUCCAGGAUCAUGACCUGAGCCGAAGGCAGAUGCUUAACCAGCUGAGCCACACAGGCGCCCCAUCCCCCCUGUCCUUAAGCUAACUGCAGAGAUCAGAUACCAUAACCCAUAUUAUUAAACAAAUAAUAGAUUUUUAAAUCUUAUACAAUCUCUUUUAGCAUUAGUAACAAACUGAUUACUUAAAUUUUCAUAAUUAUCAUCACAGAGUCAACACUGAAAAAUAAAUUUAUUUCUAUCAUACAGAGCAAGCCAUUGUGGGGAUUGGAUUUGGAAUAUUUAAAUUUAUCGCCAUCACUGGGACAGGAUAUUAGUUGAAGUUCUUUUUAUGGUGAAUCUGUCGUGUUUAAGCAUUAGCUCUGCAGGAGCUACUCUGGGAUACUUUCCAAUGGCAGAAAAGGCCCGUCUUAAACAGAGGGAUGGGGUAGCAUAAAGAACUGGUAGGGGGACUGUCCAGCUUGCCACCUCUAAGCUUCUGAGAUUGAGUAAGUCACUUUUACUUUUCAUUGCCUCACUUUCAUCAUUUAUAGAAUUGGGAAUAAAUUUCUGUGGAGAUCAAGGAUACUUACUGCAUAUUUAUUCGUUUACUUUUUUAUACCCUAUUUCUAAAAAGGAUUGUGUUAGCUUUUACUAAAUGUAGAGGUAUAAAAACAAUGAUCAUAACAGAUAACAGUAUUGUCUUGUGAGAAUUCCCAACUAAAAGAAGCUCUAGCUUUUAAGAUUUCUAGAAAUAAGCACAAAGAAUGAAUGAAUUAUACAGCUCUCAUUUUUUUUGUAGAAGGAAAAUACAAGAGAAGUUUUGCCUAGUUCUGAGGUUUAAAGAUAAUGUAUCAUGUGAAUUGUUAUAAGAAAAUGCAAUUAUUUAUUGAAAUAACUAGUGCAAAAAUGAUAGCUUGGGAUUUUAACUUUAAUACUGAAAUAUGUAUUAAUAUCAGUGUUUUUAAGAGUUUAGAAUUCAUAAAGCAAAAUAUCAGUAAACAACACUUAAUAUAGUUCAAAAUUUUGAUGUCUAAUAUAUUAUAAAAUAUCAGUGUCAUUUAUAAAAACAAAUGUUGCUAUAAAAAAGGCAGAUGAUGGUGAGUAAAAGCAAGGAUGUGGAGAAAUUGGAGUCUUCAUAUACUGCUUAUGGGAAUGUAAACUGACACAGCCACUUUGAAACAAAUUUACCAUAUGGCCCAGCAAUUCCACUCCCAGGUAUAUACCCUAGAUGAAACCUAUGUCUACGUACUAGGUAGGUCUACGUAAUGAAAAUUUAUGUCUACAUAAAAAUGUGUUUACAAGUGUUUAUAGCACCAUUAUUCAUGAUAACUAAAAAGUAGAAACAAUCCAAAUGUCCAUCAACUGAUAAAUAGAUAAGCAAAAUGUGGUAUAUCCAAACAAUGGGGUAUUACUCAGCAAUAAGAAAGAAGGAAGUACUG